Mercurialis annua (annual mercury) is the source of this 2304-nucleotide messenger RNA. RefSeq lists its product as uncharacterized. The record is from RefSeq and is a predicted model, not a curated record. Bases 137 to 2023 code for a protein of 628 amino acids. The transcript has 8 exons. NCBI's taxonomy places the organism in Eukaryota, Viridiplantae, Streptophyta, Magnoliopsida, Malpighiales, Euphorbiaceae. Gene Ontology annotation, molecular function: protein binding.
AUUUAGCCAUCUCUCUAUUCCAAUUUGCAUUUAUUAUGAGAUAGAUCAGAGACUGUAGAGUUUCACUAAUAGACAAAGACCAGGUGUGACAGACAUACUUUAUAACAGACAUCAGUUCAGCCAUACUCCAUUCAAAAUGACUGAGUUAAAGGCUCUGAUUCAGGGGGAAUCAUCAAAUCUUCAAGCAGAGAAUGAUGAUGAAGUGGUUGAUUUGCGACCUCUGCGCAAGGCUGUAGAGACAGGUGACGUGGAUGCUGUGGAAGACUUCAUUCACCGUCACCCUCAUUCAGUACAGAAGAAGAUUGCGAAUUAUGGUCGAACAGCUCUUCAUAUUGCUACAUUGGCCGGAAAUACGAAAAUGGUGCAAGUUUUGGUGGAGUUUAUGUCCGAAGACGACUUAAAACGCGUUGAUAGAAAUGGAGAAUCGUCACUUAUUUAUGCUGCUACAAUUGGAUCGACCAGAAUUGCGGAAAUAAUGGUGGAAAAAAGUAGUGAUUUGGUUACUGUUGGAGUUCCGGCGAAGGACUCACUGCCGGUGACGGUGGCGUGUCACCAUGGGCAUAGGGAAACAGCUCGAUAUUUGUACUCGGUAACUCCGUUUGAUUUGCUGGAACCAAAAAGUGGAGCUUAUGGAUCUUUGCUUCUUCAUGAAUCCAUUUCAAGAGAAAUGUUUGAUAUAUCAUUGGAUCUGCUGCAGCGAUGCCCAAGUAUAGCAACAACAGUAAAUCAUCUAGAUAUCAACCCUCUGCACGAAUUUGCAAGUCUCAGAUAUUUAUUCCCGAGUGGCACCCAUUUCGUCUUCUGGAAGCAUUGGAUCUAUUCCCGUAUUAAUGUGCAACUGCCUGCUGCACCUAGUGAUAUCCGAAUACCCAUUCUGCAUAAUAAUCAUAUUCAACAGAAAAAUAUUGUAGCUCGAGGUUUAGGGCAGCUGCGGAAUCUCGUCUCAAAUUUCCUAGAUUUUUUCGGACUAAAGCAGAUAUACGAAAAGAAGCUGACUCAUGCAUAUGCUUUCAAAAUCUUACAUAUUAUGUGCGAACACAUAAAAACUAUAGAACCCGAUGACUUCAGGAAAAACGGAGUGUACUUAUCGUUCUUCGUUGCAAUUCGAGAAGGAGUAAUUGAAGUUGUGGUUGAGAUGAUUAAAUCCAUUCCCAGUUUGGUGUCUGCUCUUGACAAUAAUUUGCGAGGAAUGCUGAUGCUUGCAGUUCAACAUCGCCAAGAAAAAAUAUUUAGCCUUGUUCAUGUUCUUGAUAUGUCCAAGUUUAUGUCGAUUUCUCAUCUCGACAAGGAUCGGAACACCAUGUUGCAUGUUGCAGCAAAGUUAGCACCUUCUCGUCGACUUUCACGCAUCUCCGGUGCAGCUUUGCAGAUGCAGAGAGAGCUGCAGUGGUACAAGGAAGUUGAAAGCAUUGUGAAUCCUUUAGCAAAGGCAUAUGUCAACGAUUUUGAGCAGAGACCUGGAGAUAUAUUUUCAUCAGACCAUUAUGAAUUAGUCGCAGAUGGAGAAAAAUGGAUGAAAGAUACAGCAACUUCAUGCACAGUCGUCGGUGCUUUAAUCAUCACUAUUAUGUUCACCGCAGCAUUUACAGUUCCCGGCGGUAACCAUCAAGAAACCGGUUUUCCGAUCUUCUUACAUGAAAAAUCAUUUAGGAUCUUUUUAAUAUCAGAUGCAAUCUCUCUGUUUGCUUCGUCGACGUCGGUUUUGAUGUUCUUAGGAGUUCUUACGUCGCGUUAUUCAGAGGAAGAUUUUCUCAAGUCUUUGCCCACGAAAUUGAUCAUUGGUCUGUCGACUCUUUUUGUUUCUAUUGCGGCCAUGAUGGUUUCUUUUUGUGCGACGAUUAUACUGAUGCUGAGAGAUCAGUUGAAUCUUGUUAUGCCGAUCGUUCUGCUGGCUAGUAUUCCGGUCAGCCUUUUUGUUGUGCAGCAGUUCCCGCUCCUUGUUGAGAUUUUUGUGUCCACCUAUGGACCCGGAAUUUUUGACCGGAAAUUGAAGUAUUGGUAUACUAAGCAGCCUGUCACCUAGAGUCUUCUAUAUACAUGCCACGUAGGCGCCACAUAGACAAAGUGAAAUCAAAUUGAGAGUUGGACAUAAUUAAAACCAAAUAAUUUGUUUUUGGCCAAAAUCGACAAAAUUGAAAAGUCAAGACUUUUAUGAAACUUUUAUAAAAAGUCUGGCCUUUUUACGACAUUUAGCCUUUUUUUAUUUACCCAAACUCUUACACAUGUAACUGUAUUCUAAUAAUAUUUUUUAUUUUAAUUAAUUGUAUGUAACUGUAUUCUAAUAAUAUUUUUUAUUUUAAUUAA